AUGUCUACUGAAUCGAGUUCAAAAGUUAAUAUAUUGGAUUACGUUAGCAAGUUUCGUAGUCGGUUGCAUGAUGCAUGCCUUCUUGCUAAAGAGUCAUUGGCCUCUGUUCAGGAGAAUAUGAAACGCCAGUAUGAUUUCAAAACAGUUGCCCGUUCAUUUUUACCUGGUGACAAAGUGCUAGUACUUCUGCCUGUCACAGGUUCAUCACUGUCUGCCCGGUUCUGUGGUCCUUAUACAAUAGCUAAGAAAAUGAGUGAGACAGAUUAUAUGGUUAAUACGCCAGAUAGGAAACGUCAGUCUCGUGUUUGCCAUAUAAACAUGCUAAAAUCUUACCAUGACCGUGAGAAACCCCUCGCAGAUGCUGCGGAUCAGAUGAAAAAGCCCACUAUCUCUUCCGUAGUUACCGCCGUUGAUCUGGGUUCCUCUCGUGGUUGUGCGGGUGAUGACGAGGAUGGAGUGAUGCUUCGCAACACUCCUCAGCAAUGUGCGCGGUUACCAAACUCUGAAAUAAUAAAAGAUCUCCCGUCAUUCCUUACUCAUUUAACUACAGAACAGAGUUCUGACAUUGUUAAAUUGAUUUCUGAUUUUCCCUGUCUUUUUGGCGAUGUUCCCCGACAAACCACGGUUUUGCAGCAUGAAAUUAAUGUCGAUGGUGCUCGUCCUAUUAAGCAACAUGCCUAUCGUGUAAAUGCAAUUAAAAGAUCUAUUAUGCGCCAAGAAGUAAAAUACUUACUAGACAAUGGGUUAGCUAAACCAAGCUGUAGCCCGUGGAGUUCUCCGUGUCUUCUGGUUCCCAAACCUGACGGAACGUUCAGGUUUUGCACCGACUACCGUAAGGUCAAUGCGGUAACGGUGCCCGACAGUUAUCCUCUUCCCCGCAUGGAAGACUGUAAAGACAAUGUUCUAGCCGAUGCCCUUUCCAGAGUUUAACCCUCUAAUUGUGUGAUAGAACAAACACCUGUUUGUUCUUAAGGGAGGGUGUGUUACGUCCGUGUAGGUGUGUCUUUGUUGUUGUGUCUCUCUCUCUCUCUCUCUCUCUCCGCUGUCUCUCUCUCCAGAUACACCCAGUUUCCCGAUUGGACCAUCAACAUGUCAAUCAUUGCAGUAUAUAAAUGACGUCACAUCAGGUUCCACCAAUCUCCAUUCUCCCACAGUUUUAAAAAGGACGCCAGUUCAAACGCGCGUCAGUCAUUUGCGGCUCAUUUACUGUAUUUACUGUACAAUUAUACACCCUUCUGUUACUGUGUACUGCCUGUUUCGCUUGUUAUAUUUACCCCGCCUGUGUAUGUCAGUUCAUUCUCGUUUUUCGUUAUCUCAUUUAUCCCGUUGUUUUGUCCUGAAUGUUCUGGUGUUUCGUUUUCCCCGUGCCGGGGAAAGGCGGACAGGUAAGAUUGUCGCGCGACAUACAUUGUGCACACGUAGGGAAAUAUUAAUUUUGUAUUAGACACACUAGUUUAGGAGUGAGUGCCACCCUUGUAUGUUUUUUCUCGACUGUUAUCUAGCUAGUGUAGUUUAGUUAGGGCGUGUAUACGCUGAAGACCUUUUGUUUUAUUUUUAUUUUCUUUAGAUUAGUUUAGAGGUCUUUAAAAAUAGUUAGCUUCGUUUUGUUUUGUUUCUUUCGUUGAUUUAGCACCACUCUCGUCCCCUUUCCUUUGGUUCUGUGUUUUGUGUUCCACCCCUGUAAAUAUUGUAAAUAUUAUUUUGCUAUUCUCAUUUUUGUUUUCUUCUUAUUAUUAUUAUUAUUAUUAUUAUUAUUAUUAUCAUUAUUAUCAUUAUUAUUAUUCACACUUUUGUCACUUUGUUC
This is a messenger RNA of Misgurnus anguillicaudatus (oriental weatherfish), 1804 nucleotides long. Lineage: Eukaryota; Metazoa; Chordata; Actinopteri; Cypriniformes; Cobitidae. The record is from RefSeq and is a predicted model, not a curated record.